AUUUGAUGAAACUGUGGAUAUUUUUGUGUUAACAGAGCAGACAUUUUUUAUGUGACACCUGGAUAACACCUGUAAUCUGGAAGUUGAUUUUUAGCCUGAUGUCUCUCAUUUGGCUGACGUUGUUGUUCUCAGCUCAUCUGGCUGAAUGUGUGCCAGAGAAGCCAAAGAGAUCAGCUCUGAAUCAGCUGACCAGGACCCUUCUCAGGAAAUAUGACUGCGGAGUUCGACCUGUACACAACUGGACCAGUCUCACAACUGUCUACAUAGACCUCAUACUACAGUCUGUCCUUGACGUGGAUGGAAACGCCCAGAGCAUAACUACAAGUAUUUGGUACAGACAGAUCUGGACAGAUGAGUUCCUGGUUUGGGACCCAGAGGAGUUUGAUGGUAUCAAUGAGAUCUCUCUGUCAUCUGAUGCCAUCUGGGUACCUGAUAUUAUCGUUAGUGAAUUUGUGGACGAGGGGAAGUCCCCUCCGAUCCCCUAUGUGUAUGUCAACUCCUCUGGCUCAGUGAAGAACUACCGGCCCAUGCAGGUGGUGCUGGCAUGCAGCCUGGAGAUGUACGCCUUUCCAUUUGACAAGCAGAACUGCAGCCUUACCUUCCGCAGCUGGCUUCACUCAGUGAAGGAAAUAGACCUGGCUCUGUGGAGGAGCGCAGAGGCCAUUGCUAAUGAUAAGAGGGAGUUCAUGAAUGACGGAGAAUGGGAACUGUUGUCCAUUCCUUCCAGCUACUGGCAAAUCCACCAAGACAACACUGACUAUGCCCACAUCCAGUUCAAUGUAUUGAUCCGCAGACGCCCCCUGCUGUAUGUGGUGGGUCUCCUCAUCCCCAGCAUCUUCCUCAUGUUGGUAGAUGUGAUCAGCUUCUAUCUGCCUCUGAACAGUGGCACACGCAUUGCCUUUAAGAUCAGCAUACUGCUGGGCUACACGGUCUUCAGAGUCAACCUGACAGAUGACCUGCCUUCCAAUGCAGUCAGGACUCCACUCAUAGGUGUGUUCUUUGUGGUGUGCAUGGCCCUGCUAAUGCUCAGCCUGAUCAAGUCUAUACUGGUGGUGAAGCUGCUCCACCACAGUGAGAAGGAGGUCAGGCAAAUGUCAGUGUCUGCCUGCCUGCUGGACAAGUAUGGCUCAGCUGGUCACGACUUCACUGAGAGUGCUUUGACCUCCAUCAAAGCCCUUGACUACAUCAACCCAUUGCAAGAUUAUGAGCUUGAGCCCUCACUGGAGGAGGAUCUGCUGUCCCUGAAUGAGAUCCAGGCUGCUCCCUCUGGGCUGGAGUGGCUUCUCCAGGAGCUGGUUUCCCUCCGCCUGGCCUUAUCCCAGGAAGACACGGAGUCUUCGGCUCAGGCUGAAUGGCUGGCCCUCUGCUCUAAGCUCGACUGCUUCCUGUUCCGCUUUUACCUGUUGGUUUUGGUCUUCUAUACCGGUACUCUGCUGUUGCUCUGGGCCAGUUGGAGCUUCGCCUGACCACACAAUCAUCAGACAUAAUGAUUUUUUAAUAUUGUAGCUGAAAGCACUUCUUGCUUAUGGUGUUUACAUAUUUACAAUGAUUUGGGAUGCAGUACUUUAGUCUGUGUUGGAAAAUCCUUAAGCAGACGGAACAAUGUGUAUUUAAAAUAUACGUAUAAUAUAUACUGUGGUCAUAUCUAAUUUCCCUUCCAUAAGUUUUUAAAAAUGUAAUAGAAUAGAGGAUAUACUUUACAUUGUAUGUCAGUGCUGUUGACCAAUGCACUCAGCACAAACAAUCAGAACAUCAGACAUGUUGUAAACAACUGAGUUUAUCCAGUAUUAAAUCAGGCAGAGCGCUGAAGUCGUGCUCGCUUCAGCUGAUCAGCAUUGUAAAAUUGUCUUAUUGAUGAAUCAUAUUUUUGCUACCAAGUGGCCAGUAUCAUCCAAUCAUAUUCAUGCGUUUUAGUCAAGUGUUUUAGGUAGCCUUUAUAACUUGUCUCUAUUACUCUGCUGAUUCUCUAAUGCCACCGCCUCCACCACUCCAACUUCCUUCUCAUGUCUCAUGUCAUAUUAUACUAUUUCUGUAUCUGAUGCUGUACCCAAAGUGUUUGUGGAUUAGGUCUGUCAGCAGAAUCCUCGUUGCUGUAAAACUGUACACACACACACACACACACACACACACACACAACUGUGUUAAGUAUGGUAGGUCAAAGUUGAAGCAUGAAAUUUGCCUGUAAACUAUGAUGAAUGUUUACAACUGAAAAUAUGGGUAAUAAUUUUACUGUUUGACUUGGUUUUCUCUUCCAAAUAAGUUUGACUCAUCUGUUGUUUAUCUGGUUAUAUUUCUUGCCCCGUCUGACGUCUUUUUAGCAACAUCAUUGUGUUUCCAAAUCUGAGCUAUUAUGUUGGUGAGUAACAUUUGAUUACAACCGAUGCAAAUGAAACUAAGCUAAAACUAAAAAUGUUGU
Messenger RNA from Siniperca chuatsi (mandarin fish), 2416 nucleotides. RefSeq names its product 5-hydroxytryptamine (serotonin) receptor 3B (gene htr3b). Gene Ontology annotation, molecular function: transmembrane signaling receptor activity; extracellular ligand-gated monoatomic ion channel activity; neurotransmitter receptor activity. The record is from RefSeq and is a predicted model, not a curated record. The transcript has 9 exons. Gene Ontology annotation, cellular component: postsynaptic membrane; synapse; neuron projection. Bases 99 to 1466 code for a protein of 455 amino acids. Lineage: Eukaryota; Metazoa; Chordata; Actinopteri; Centrarchiformes; Sinipercidae. Gene Ontology annotation, biological process: chemical synaptic transmission; nervous system process; signal transduction.